Molecule: messenger RNA, 2587 nt
Organism: Dermatophagoides farinae (American house dust mite)
Lineage: Eukaryota; Metazoa; Arthropoda; Arachnida; Sarcoptiformes; Pyroglyphidae
Product: guanine nucleotide-binding protein subunit beta
Biological process (GO): signal transduction
Molecular function (GO): protein binding
Source: RefSeq, a predicted model, not a curated record
UCAUCAUCAACAUAUACAUGUAUAUUGGAUUGCAUUCACUGAUGGAAAAUAUCACACAAAUAUCAUAAUAUUGUCUAACCCCAUUAUCUUGCUUGUCAUUUGGUGUGUUAUGACAUGUGUUCCUGGAUCAUGUUCGGAGUAGCUCUAUUAUUUUUUAUUUAUCUAUCCUUGUACUGACGGGCGUGAAAAUUAUGAGCCCUUUUUUAUCGUUGGUUGUAGGGUGAAAAAAAAUGAGGCCAGUAACACCGAAUUUUUUUUUUCACUACUGGCUAUCAGUCGAAUGGAUCUUCUCUCUCGAUCUUAUCAACAAGAAAAAAAAACUUUACCAGGAACCGGAUAUUGUGAUAUCUGAUGACAGGAUAUUCAUUAUUAUUUUCCAGAAAAAAACGUUAAAUUUAUUCGCAAUGAAAUUAUUAUCGGUAUUGUGGAUGAUUCUGAAUUACCAUGGCCACACACACACACACACAACGUGACAUAGCAGAUUAUUUAUUUAUAGCCAUCACCGCCACCAUCAUUGAAAACCGGGGGGGAAACAAAAUUACCACAAUCACUCUGGCCCGCCCCUCCCAAAACCCGAAACUAAAUCACACGCAGCCACCACCCAAUCUUAUAUUAUUAUUGAUGAUAAGAUUAUUUUUGUCAUCAUCAUCAACAACAAUAACAGCAUCAACAUCAAAUGGUUGUCGUGAUAUGACAAACUAAUACUUCAACAACAACAACAACAACAGAAGAACAAAAUUGUACAAACCACCACCAACAAAAACAUCACUUUUUUGUGACUUAUGUCUUUUUUUCAUUAUUGGAAUCCAUCGUCUGGUUGAUAUUAAGGAUAUGUAGGACAACGUAGUAUGGUUUUUUUUGGUUGAUGCUACACGAUUCUACAUUUAUCCCGUUUAUAAAAUAUGUUGCCGUCGUCGUCGUAUAAAUAUUUAACAUUUACCAAUAUUAUUGUCGCCAUGAUGACGAUGAGGAUUGAGAUUUUAGAAUGAUUGGUGCUGAGAUGAUAGUCAUCAUCAUCAUUUGUCGAAUCAUCGUUUGUAUAUGAUUGUCGAUAUUGUCAUUGCCGUUUUAUACCAUAUACACACACAAAGUGAUUCGAUUUUUUCCACCAGUUAUUUCCAGUUAAAUCUUUAUGUUCGAAGUAUAGUUUUGAUGAUUGGAUCAUCAACGGACCUCAUAGAAUCGUGUAAAUUUUUGUUUCAUUUGAUUGUGUGUGUGUUUGUGUUUUUGGUUCGACUUUAUCACCAUCAUCAUUCCUAAUCUUGCUUCGUGAAUUGUGGUGACCUAACACUGAGUCACCUUUAUUACUCUGGUCGUCUUUUUCAACAUAGAAAAAAAAACAAUGGGUGAUGAGCUAGAACGUUUACGGCGUGAAGCCGAAACUUUACGUGCAAAACUUGUUGCCGUACGUAAAUUGGCUGCCGAUACCAGUCUUAAACAACAAACAGCAAAUCUACAAUCGGUUGGUCGAUUACAAAUAAAGGCAAGAAAAACACUACGAGGACAUUUAGCCAAAAUAUAUGGAAUUCAUUGGUCAGGUGAUUCUCGUCAUCUUGUUUCUGCUUCUCAAGAUGGUAAACUUAUCGUUUGGGAUGGCUAUACUGGACAUAAAGUUCAUGCAAUACCAUUAAAAUCAUCCUGGGUAAUGACAUGUGCUUAUGCUCCAUCCGGUUCAUAUGUAGCCUGUGGUGGUCUCGAUAAUCUUUGCACUGUUUAUAAUUUACGUGCAAAUGAUGGCCGUGUCAGUAUCGUGCGUGAAUUAACCGGUCAUGAUGGUUACCUAUCAUGUUGUCGAUUCCUUAAUGAUAAUCAAAUUCUAACCACUUCCGGUGACAUGACUUGUGCUCUUUGGGAUCUUGAAACUGGUCAUCAAUUAACCGUAUUCGAAGGACAUACAGGUGAUGUUAUGUCAUUAUCAUUAGCACCAGAUGAACGAUCAUUCGUAUCUGGAUCAUGUGAUCAUUCGGCACGAUUAUGGGACCUACGUAAUGGUCUUUGUCAUCAAACAUUUACCGGUCAUGAUAAUGAUGUGAAUGCUGUUGUAUUUUUUCCUAAUUCACAGCUUUUAGCUACAGGAUCAGACGAUGCAACUGGUCGAUUGUUUGAUAUACGAUCCGAUCAACAGAUGGCCUGCUAUCAACAUUCGGAUAUUAGUUGUGGUCUAACAUCGGUUGCAUUUUCAAAAUCAGGUCGAUUAUUAUUCGGUGGUUAUGAUGAUUUUAAUUGCUAUGUUUGGGAUGUUCUUCGCGAAGAACGGGUUACCGUACUUAGUGGACAUGAUAAUCGUAUCGCAUGUUUAGGUGUUACCGAUGAUGGUGUUGCAUUAGCGACUGGAUCAUGGGAUACAUCAUUAAAAAUUUGGAACUGACCCUUGAAUUUCCAUUGUGGAUACCGAAGGCAAGAAAGAGUAUUAAAACAACACGUCUGUGCCCUGUGACCACAUUCACCCACCAUUUGUAUUAUGUAAUAUAUAUAAAAAGUAAUAUAUGAUUGUAUAAAAUGAUAAUAACCGAAUCUAUGAUUAUAUAAUGACAUUACAUUACAAACAAAUUUUCAAGAAAUAAUAUUUCAAUUUUUAUUCACACAC